UCCUGUGUAGCAGCAAACACUGAGCUAAAGAAAGACUAGUGACAUUCAAAGAUCAGAAGAAGAACUUACUGAUUGGACUUGGAGAACCUUUGGGGUGCAGAUAUUGGAAGCCCAGCUGGGACCACGGAACGGUCCACAUGUCCAGCAUUGGUGGCACCAUCAUGAUAUCACAAAUCAUGGCGGGGGAGACUGUCACAGUGAUCACACCAAAUGGAAUCAACUUUCCCCAAACAGAACAACCUCAAUCCACCCACCAGAUGCAAGAUAGCCUGAAGAAACGUCUGAAGGCUGAGAUCAAAAUUAUAGGGGCGAUCCAGAUCAUGUGUGGUGUGAUGGUGUUGAGUUUGGGGAUCACUUUGGGAUCUGGUCCCUUCUCUCCACAUUUUACCCCAAUGUUUUCUGUCCUGAUAAAAUCUGGUUACCCAUUCGUAGGAUCCUUGUGUUUUAUCAUCUCUGGGUCUGUAUCAAUCAUCACAGAGAAGAUGUCAAACAAGCGUUUGGUUCGUAGCAGUCUGGCCAUGAGCAGCCUGAGUGCUGUGUUUGCUAUAAUGGGUUUCAUUAUCCUCUGUGUCAACCUGUCUUCUUUGGGUUCUGCAUCACAGCUGUGUGACCUUAGCAAACUGGCUCAGCCAACCACAUAUUAUAGUUAUGACUAUUAUCAUAACCGUUAUGCCAGGGGCUGCCUCAUUGCCACAGCCAGCCUGAAUGGUGUCAUAUCUGUGAUGCUGAUCUGCACCUUCCUGGAGCUUGUUCUGGCUGUGCUCACUGCUCUGCUCUGGUGGAAGCAGGCUAGCUGCAGUGUCCCUGGGAGUGUGCAUUUCCUGUCUCAGAGCUCCAAGAAUGAAUUCAGCUCACCCUCAAAGGAACUUUCCAGUCCUGCAUAUGAAGAAUUAUUGAAUCCUUAAGAAUAAAAAAGAAGAACACAUUCAGCAGAAAGUCUACCUUUAGGAUAAUGUAGACCACCCAACUAUCACAAGAGAGUAAUGUUUAGUUGUUUCUGUAGUGUAGUGGUUAUCACACUCGCCUCAUACAAGAGAGUAAUGUUUGAAUUUCCUAAGGUGUAGGUUGUUUAUACAAUGAAUAUCAAAAAUUGCUGAAUAUAUGUUUUUAUGUGUUCACUGAUGUUCUCUCUCUCUCUCUCACUUUUUUUUUUUUGGUAACACUGGGGCUUGGACUCAUGGCCUCAUACUUCCUAGGCAGAUGCUCUGCCACUUGAGCCAUUCUCCCAACCCUUUUGCUUUAGUUUGUUUUGGGGGCUGGCCUUGAUUCUCUUACCUUUAGCUGGGAUUGCAGGUGUGAACCACCAUGCCUGACUUGUUUUUGAGAUAGGGUGUUGAUAAUUUAUUUUUGUCCAGGCUGACCUCAAACCACAAUCCUCCUGCUCACCUCCCAAGCAGUUCAGAUUAUGGAAGCAAACUACCUCCUCAGGCCUUCAGUGUGGUUCUCUUGGUUUGUUUGACCUUGGUUUCAGCAAAAAUACAUGCCUAUAAAUUCUCAUUUACUAGACUGGCCAGAGUCUCAGACAUUACUUAGAAUGAUUCAGUGGAUCUUGGUGACACAAAGGGGUAACAUUUUCUUGUACUCCUUUAGUGGCAAGGGGAGUUAACUGGUUUGUUGCAGAAAUCAGAAUCCCUUAUGAGUGACAGUACUCUUUUAUUACACACAUUUCACCCAGUGCAAGUCCUUACAAUGAAGUCUAAAGAUCUAUACAGGUAGAUGGCUUCAAAAUAAAGUUUUUAUGGGAUUGCAUAAUACUUGACAAUUUCUUUUGUUAUUUUUCCUUCACACACAGAGUAACUUCAAAUGUAAAUAUGAAGUACUUUUUACUACCAAAAGAAGCACAGAAAAGUGAGCCAGGAGUAUAUAUUGGUUAUUAAAUGACAUCAUUUUUUUCUAAUUUCAGAACAGGAACAAUUGUUAAAUUAUAAAUGUUACAGCUACUGUUCACUGUUACAGCUACUGUGUGAGUACGUACCUGUGAACUCACACACACACACACACACACACACACACACACACACACACACACACAAUUUCUCCUAUUUCUUUACCUAUUGUAAAUUGUGCCUAUGUGGUUGGAGGAAAUGUCAACAAAGCAAAGACGUGUGUUAAACUGAAUCUGAAUAAACACUGA
Messenger RNA from Castor canadensis (American beaver), 2134 nucleotides. RefSeq names its product membrane spanning 4-domains A6A (gene Ms4a6a). Gene Ontology annotation, cellular component: trans-Golgi network; plasma membrane. Gene Ontology annotation, biological process: cell surface receptor signaling pathway. The record is from RefSeq and is a predicted model, not a curated record. NCBI's taxonomy places the organism in Eukaryota, Metazoa, Chordata, Mammalia, Rodentia, Castoridae.